Messenger RNA from Amoebophrya sp. A25, 2678 nucleotides. The record is from the annotation of a GenBank genome assembly. NCBI's taxonomy places the organism in Eukaryota, Dinophyceae, Syndiniales, Amoebophryaceae.
GCUGCUUUGGGCGUUUCAACUCCUACCGCACAACGAGCGCACCGGGAGCGCUCGCGAAAGCGACAACCAACGAGCGGCGACCCUGAGACGAUCAGCACUACCACACCAAAAACAAGCGAAUGUGAAGGGGCAAAUCUUAGAGGCCGCGCCCAGCUCCGCUGUGGAGGUCGUGUAUGUGCUCAACGAAGUUGGACUGUAAAAAAAAUCGAUUUCCCUACUACUUCAUUGGGUCGCGGACAGGGAUCGACAACGUCAAAAAAUCAGAAGAGCACGACUAGAAGCGCGACCGUUUUAGAUAAACUGGCACUGGUAAACCAGUCGAAGCAAGGACAGCAUACUACUGGGCGUGGCAGAGCUCAGCACUCCAGUAAGGGCCUGGACAAAGUAGAUGGAGCACAUAGCCAACAAAACAAAGAUGCUCGACAUGAUCAGCAUGGGAAUAGCAAUGUCUUUAGCAAGAGUGCCAUGUCGUACGUCACGAAAGCCGCGAGAGAUGAUAAAAAUCUCUGGCAAUGGGAGUCAAGACUUUCGUUAGUUUUGGCGCUAUUUCUUCGAUAUGCCCUCUUGGCUGCGUACCUGGAACGAAAGGGUAACGAUCACGACGCCUCAGGCUAUGUGCCAGUGGGCGAACUACACGGUUUUUUCAAAAAGCACGGAGCAUGGGCAAUGGAUAUUGAGCAGUUCACUGAGUUGCUAUUACGGCAGUUUUUUCAUCCUCUUACUCUUAUAUAUGGGGAUCGUCCUUUGUCGUGGAAACUACUCCUUCAUGAAUUGCCAAGAAAGGAAUCUAAGGAAAUAUGCAAGACGCAGGACUGAUCUCAGGAGGAUUGCACUGGUCUCAAGAGGAUAAAAAGCGACUGACUCGAAUGGUAAAUAGGUUGGUAAGGUAUAGCAAGAACAAGGAAGGAAAGGCGCGAUUUCAGAUCGUCGAAAUAUCGGAAGAUCUGCACGACAGAGACUUAAGGUUUGACAGACGCAGGCCUCCCGUCGCAGCUGCCGCGCGUUUUGGUAGUGGAGAACCGUUAUGGAUCAACGUCAACUGACAAACAUUUUUUCGAAAUGCAUGCUCCUUUUUUCUAUCCGCAUUGUGGUGAACUAGAUCCUUCUUGGAUGAGGGCGAUGUGUUUCUUUGUACCUGUGUCAUGGAAGAAACGCUUCAACUUAGAUUGAUUGCCCAAUAGUAAUUUCGUCCAUCUAACCUGCAUCUGUUUCAUCAGGGCCGCUGGAAAGCACGGGGCGAAAGCAAGAGACGAAGCAGGCAGGCGCACUGGCUUCGUCGAUUUGGCUGACAAGGACGGGGAAGAUGCGUGGGUUGACCUCGAGAGAGGUCCCAGCCUACAGUUUUGGCGGGAAGCAGAAGCAGCAGGGUUUAUGAGUAGAUACCUACGCUAGCAAGACAACGGAUGGCAAAAUGUGUUUUUUCGUACACGACUUGACAGUUUUCGUUGUACUUGUACUUCUUAGAAGGAGUAAUUACUCACUCAGACUCAUGUUGGCUGCAGAUUGAUUAUUCUCAAUCGGCAUGCCAUGCCAGGAAAGGUGCGUUAAAUGUGCCGCGUGCUCAAAACAUUCUAUUCUAAGAUUUGGUCACUUCUGCGGAGCACAAAUGCACUUCCGACUCUUAUUCGCGCACUCGCGGACCAUGGAGGCAUGGACGCGUUGACUAUGUCGCCCGAGGACCAGGAGUGGUUCCUCGAGGAUGCCGCGCAGCGCCAGAGGCAGAAGAAGGCAGAGAAGAAAAAUCGCAAACAAGAACAAGAACAACAACGCGAAACUUCUAGAAACGAACUAGUUGUAAAUGAGUCGUGUGGUGUAUUUCAAAGCAAGAAGCUGGCUCUCUCGCAACAUGUCGAGUCAGGUCCUUCUGCCUCUGAGUCGCGGCGCAGAUCUUCUAUUGAUUAUAUAUCAUCUACUAGCAAAUUCAUGGGCUUGAGUUCGAGUGUCAUGCCAACCCCAGGAACAUCCCUAGUCUCCAACCAAUCGGAUUCUUCGGCAGUGUCCUCAAGAAAUGCCGGAGGUGGUGGCAUCUUGGAAAAGAGACGAAGCAGUAAACUCGGAGCGUCUCCGUCUCCCAGUCGAAGGCCGUCCUCGUCGCUGCAUCUUGGACCAAGUGCGGCGUUGGUUACCAGAGUCAGCACCUUGAUGCUGCGGCCAGUCGUUGAAGAAGAGGCUGCGGCCAUGGAGGACGCCGAUCAUUCGCUUGCCGGAGAUUCCCGACGAUUGGACUCGAGUAGUAAGAAGAAUGGCGUUCCUGUGCUUCCGCUUCGCUCGAAGCAAGUAGCUGCAAGUAAAGUAUCUGGAGUUGUGGGCGCCAUCAAAACUAAGACGAAAAGAAUCAGCGUCACGAAAUCAAGCGUAAAAGAUGACGGCAAACAAGCAAAGAAGACAGCGAUGAGUGCUGGCGACCAAGUCGCCGAUAAAAAGAAAGCACUGCUAUCGCUUAUCUCCGCCGGUACAGGCACAUCCUCUACUAGCGUCAAAAAAGGCGUUUCCACCAUCGUUAGCACUCCAAAGACGAAGAGCACCAUCUCCAGACGCGACGCUAUCAGCAGCAGCACAAGCAAAAUGGCGGCCAACAGCCCCAAGACUGUCUCCACAGCACAGACCAAAAGCGCCAGCUCCAGCAAAAUUGUCAAGCUUAGUCAGGCUUCCAACAAGGUCAAAAGCAGCAGCAAAGC